AUGAGUGAGUUCUUCCGAACUGGGAUCUCAUCACAGUCUAAGACUGAUCCGGCUGUUUCCGAGUCGCUGUGUGAGGAGGCAGGAAGCAGCAGUGAGAUCGGUCAGGGAGACAUGGAUGCUUCAUCUGAAGUCUCUGAGGAGGACAUCCCAAUAGACUUUGCCAAAGUGAGGAGGACCAUUAGUGAGUUCUUCCGGACUGGGAACUCAGCAAAGCCCAAAACUGAUCUGGCUGUUUCCGAGGUCCUGUGUAAAGGUGUAGGAAGCAGCAGUGAGAUCGGUCAGGGUGGCAUGGUUGCUUCUUUUGAUAUCUGUCACGAGGACAUCGCAAUAGAAUAUGCCAAAGUGAGGAAGACAAUUAGUGCGUUCUUCCAAAAGCGUUUUGAGAUCUCAGAACAGCCAGAUCCAGAUGUUUCAGAGUCACUUUGUGUCCCAGAUGCAAGUGUUCUUGGACCAAAAUCUGAACCUUUGUCCUCAACAUCUGAGCUUAUGGAACCUGGACUGGAUCCUGAGGAAUGGUCUAUCCUGAACAGUUCUGGACCGGAACCUGCAUCCCCAGAAUGUUUGGUGGUUGACAUCAGUGAUGCCACCUCAGAGCCGAGGAGCCAAAUGAUGGUGUCUGAAGACCUGACCGAUCCAGAAGGGCUUCAGCGGAAAUUGUCUUCUUCUUUUUCAGAAUAUGUCAAAGUGAGGAAGAUCAAUAAAAUGAGUAUGUUCUUCAAAAAGCUUUUUGGGAUCUCAGCACAGCCUCAGAAGGAUCCAGCUGUUCCAGAGCCUCCGUGUAUCCCAGAAGCAAGCGCUCCCGAGCAAGAACCUCUUGUGACAGAGCUUUCAGUCUUAGAGAAUUAUAUUCCUCAAAAUAUUUCUCAGCUGAAAAAACGUUUGGAGGAACAUACACCAUCUGAGACACCUGUCACUGAGGUCUGGCCCAACAUCUUCUUGGGAAAUGAGUAA
This is a messenger RNA of Carassius auratus (goldfish), 951 nucleotides long. RefSeq lists its product as uncharacterized. The record is from RefSeq and is a predicted model, not a curated record. Lineage: Eukaryota; Metazoa; Chordata; Actinopteri; Cypriniformes; Cyprinidae. The coding region runs from base 1 to 951 and encodes 316 amino acids. The transcript has 4 exons.